Molecule: messenger RNA, 2129 nt
Organism: Hyaena hyaena (striped hyena)
Lineage: Eukaryota; Metazoa; Chordata; Mammalia; Carnivora; Hyaenidae
Gene: SUPT7L
Product: SPT7 like, STAGA complex subunit gamma
Exons: 5
Coding region: 510-1748 (412 amino acids)
Cellular component (GO): SAGA complex
Molecular function (GO): transcription coactivator activity; protein heterodimerization activity
Source: RefSeq, a predicted model, not a curated record
UGAUAGAGAAGAAGCGCUUCCGGCAGCCGAGGACCACUAAUCCACAAGCAAGUCUUCCGGGCCCGGCGCGACCCUCGCCUCAGGCCUUUCCGAGGCGUACCUUCGUCCAGCCCAGCUCCUGCGACGCGGCAGUGAAUGGUGGCGCUUCUCUGCCUCCGUCUAGGUCCAGACCUCCUUGUCUCCCGGCUACCCCCGGCAUCAGGUGACCCCAGGAUUCUGUGAUUGGCGCUUGCGCCUGCUGACCGUGACCGAGGAGCCCCAAGGGACCUGGGCUUUCUUUGAGCUUGGUGCCUAUUCCUCGUCCUCUUAUCGGUGAAAUUAAGGAAGACGGGAGAACAUCUUUGGUCCUACAGUGUUGCUGGCACUGACAUUUUCUAAGUGGUGUUGAACAGCCUACUUUUUAUGUAAAUAACUGGCUAGACUUCACAUUUUUCACUACAGAAACCUAUAACCUAGAGAUUUAAAAACAUUUUAUCACUACAUUUAACUUGAAAGUUUCUUAUUCCAAAAUGUUGAGAUACUGGGGAGAGAUACCAAUCUCAUCGAGCCAGACCAACAGGAGUUCCUUUGAUUUGCUCCCUCGAGAGUUCCGUCUUGUGGAAGUCCAUGACCCACCCCUGCAUCAGCCCUCAGCCAAUAAGCCCAAGCCCCCCACUAUGUUGGACAUCCCCUCAGAGCCAUGCAGCCUCACUAUCCACACCAUUCAGCUGAUCCAGCACAACCGACGUCUGCGCAACCUCAUUGCCACAGCUCAGGCCCAGAGUCAGCAACAGACAGAAGGUGUAAAGACUGAAGAGAAUGAACCUCUUCCCUCUUGCCCUGGGUCACCCCCUCUUCCUGAUGACCUCCUGCCGUUAGAUUGUAAGAAUCCCAACGCACCAUUCCAGAUCCGACACAGUGAUCCAGAGAGUGACUUUUAUCGUGGGAAGGGGGAACCUGUGACGGAACUCAGCUGGCACUCCUGCCGGCAGCUCCUUUACCAGGCAGUGGCCACAAUCCUGGCCCACGCAGGCUUUGAGUGUGCUAAUGAAAGUGUCCUGGAGACCCUCACUGAUGUGGCACACGAGUACUGCCUUAAGUUCACCAAGUUGCUGCGCUUCGCUGUGGAUCGGGAGGCCCGGCUGGGGCAGACCCCUUUCCCUGACGUCAUAGAGCAAGUAUUCCAUGAAGUGGGCAUCGGCAGUGUGCUCUCCCUCCAGAAGUUCUGGCAGCACCGCAUCAAGGACUAUCACAGUUACAUGCUACAGAUUAGUAAGCAACUAUCUGAGGAGUAUGAAAGAAUUGUCAAUCCUGAGAAGGCCACAGAGGACACUAAACCUGUAAAGAUCAAGGAAGAACCUGUGAGCGACAUCACCUUCCCUGUCAGUGAGGAACUGGAGGCUGACCUUACUUCUGGAGACCAGUCACUGCCCAUGGGAGUCCUCGGGGCUCAGAGUGAGCGCUUCCCAUCUAACCUGGAGGUCGAGGCUUCGCCGCAGGCUUCAAGCACAGAGGUAAAUGCUUCCCCUCUUUGGAAUCUUGCCCAUGUGAAAAUGGAGCCUCAAGAGAGCGAAGAAGGCAACGUCUCUGGGCAUGGUGUGAUGGGCAGCGAUGUCUUCGAGGAGCCCAUGUCUGGGAUGAGUGAAGCCGGGAUCCCCCAGAGCCCUGAUGACUCAGACAGCAGCUAUGGUUCCCACUCCACUGAUAGCCUCAUGGGAUCUUCCCCUGUUUUCAACCAGCGCUGCAAGAAGAGGAUGAGGAAAAUAUAAAAGGAAAAGGGGAGAUGUUCUGUCCAGAUUCGUAAGACCCAACAGAAAACCCUGAUGUAUUCAAAUAUUUCCAUAAAAGGUGAUUUUAUGGAAAACACAGCACAGUUUCUGGAUUUCAGUGAAGAUGGAUUUAACCAAAAAAGUCUGCAUUUUACUUUUACAUCCAGUUUUUGUAGUUUUCCACAACCAAGCCACCUUUCACAGACCACUCAUGACACUGGGAUGGUAAUCAGACCAGAGCACUGUCCCUGCCGUUCUUACCAUUGAACAGCUAGGAUGUACAUACUGGUCACUCUGUACUCGACGGAUAUUGUACAGAUUGAGAUUGUUAUCAAACCUCAAAGCUGCGCUUGCAAAGACUCACAAAUAUAUGCUGAUGUC